GAGAGGGUGGUCUGGACUUCUCUGCUUAGGCUGCUGACCUCACGAUCUGGCCCCAGAGAAGCAGGAGAAGAUGGAUGGUUGAGUAAUGCCAAGUACUGUUUGCAAGCCAGAAGCAUUAAAAACUUUCCACUUCAUUAUCAUUAACUGUAAAUGCAGACAUUAAUAGAAAUGCAGACCAGAAUGCAAAGAAAAAUGGUAAUAGCAAAUAGUAAUCCAUAACAAUAAAGUUUUUAUUACAGUUUUUAUUUAUUUUAAGUUUGUUCAGUGUCCAGUACCCCCAGAGCAAAUGACCAGAAUACUUUUGGUCCUUUAUAUAGAUCUGGCACAGGACUCCACACAGUGACCCACACUUGUUGGUCAGCCAAGACUAGAAGCAUAAUGUUUAGAGAUGCACUAAAUACGAUUUUUCUUGGUCGGUUCAGAUUUGUUUUUGAAGUCUGACCUGCUGAUCCCUAUUUUCUAAGAACUAUAAAUGACAACACGUGGAAAUGAAUAUCUACUCGUCUUCAAUGGAAAAAUAAAGCUAAUUUGAGCUGCUCUCUUGCCACAAGGAGUUGCCACAGCAGUGAGGAUGUCUUUGAAUGACGAGGGGUACGUGGUUCGGAUCAGAGGACUUCCCUGGUCCUGCACACAAGAUGAGGUGGCCAGUUUCUUUUCUGACUGUGACAUCGUGGGAAAAGUAAAUGGAGUGUGUUUCACAUACUCAAAAGAAGGCCGUCCAAGUGGAGAGGCAUUUAUUGAGCUGAAAACAGCAGAAGAUUUCAAGAAUGCUCUUGCGAAGGACCGUAAAUACAUGGGGCACCGAUAUAUAGAAGUGUUCAAGUCGAACCGUAGUGAGAUGGACUGGGUGCUGAAGCGUAGCGGUCCUGCUGACUAUGACAGCUGCAGUGGCUGCAUGCUGAGACUUAGAGGCCUGCCCUUUGGCUGCAGUAAGGAGGAGAUUGUUCAGUUUUUCUCAGGGUUGAGAAUCGUGCCAAAUGGGAUAACUCUGCCAGUGGACUACCAGGGGAGGAGCACAGGGGAAGCCUUCGUGCAGUUUGCCUCAAAGGAGAUAGCAGAAAAGGCUCUGGGGAAACACAAGGAAAGAAUAGGGCACAGGUACAUAGAGAUUUUUAAGAGCAGUCGUAAUGAGAUCAGAGCCUACUAUGAGGUGCCCCGGCGGGGAAUGGGAGCCCAGAGACCAGGGCCCUAUGAUAGACCAAUGAUGAGCGGUCCCAGAGGAGGGUUUUUUGGUCCUUCUCCUGGCCGCGGUGCCACCAUGAUGGAUAAUAUGAGGAGUGGAGGUGGUUACGGAGGAGGUUACAGUAGCUUUGACAACUACAACGGGUUUAACAACUACUGUUUUGGCAACGGCAUGUUUGACGAGCGAGUGAGAGGAGAGAGGGGAGGAAGAGGAGUGGGAAGCCAUGGUUACAGUGGUCAGAGUGACGUCGGCUCAGGCUUUCAUAGCGGUCAUUUCGUCCAUAUGAGGGGUCUACCUUUCCGUGCCACAGAGGGAGACAUCGCUAAAUUUUUCUCUCCUUUGAACCCGUUAAGGAUCCACAUCGAUAUGGCUCCCAACGGCAAGUCAACUGGAGAGGCAGACGUGGAGUUUCGCUCCCAUGAAGAUGCCGUGGCCGCCAUGUCCAAAGACAAAAACCACAUGCAACAUCGCUACAUCGAGCUGUUUCUUAACUCGACAGCUAGCGGUGCCGCUGAAAUGAGCCGUGGCAGCGGUGGUUACUAUGGUAACUCAGGAGGAGGAAGCUCCCGGAGCAGUGGGCUGCGAGGUGCAUACUGAUGAUGUCAUCCCACAGCUCCAGUCCAUCCUGGCGUUCCUGUCACGUCUCUGAAGGCCACAUUUAAUCAAUGAGCAUUUCUAAGCAGGAAAGCUGACGCAAAGUUCCACAUUUGUUUCUUUUCUUUUUUUUUUAAAGUCAGAAUGAAAAAAGUAAGACACAGACAUGACCACAACGAGCACUAUUUUCACACUAUUCCUAAAAGCAUACGAAGAACAACACAGCUUAUCGGAGAUAAAAAUCCCGGCGCUGUCACAGGUGCUGAACGUGGUCGACUGGUCAUGUCAAAGGGUUCAUGUUUCUUAAAAUUGAAGAUGUAGUACAGUUUAUCUGAAUACAGACAAAUACAGAAAAGAUACAAAUUGCACAAAGACAUGUCGUCUUUUGUAAUUAUAUUUUUUUGGAAUGGUAUUAAGAGCGUUACAUCUGAAUGCAUUCGUUUUCGACGACUUUAGUGGGAUGCACUUUUUUUUUUUAAUUCUUCAGUGCAGCAGGAGGAGCUUCAUCCCACAGAGCAACAGCUGUGGUGUUGAUAUGUAAGGGGUGGGUGGAUUGCUUUGGUUUGGGUAUCUCGUUGCAAGUCUUCAUAGGUUGAAGUCUUAAUCAUCUUGAUUGAAGUGUGUUCAGAUAAUAACAUCCAUUUGACCUGGACUUCAAAUCAGCUUUUCUGGUUGAGAAUGUUUUGUAAAUGUGAGCCUGUGUGUUUUUUAUGAAUGUUUUCACAGUUCAUUACAGAAUUUAAAAAAAUAAGUUGAAAUAUUAUAUUCCACUCUCAAAGAGUGGAAUUAAAAUAGUCUAUAUUUGAGCUGUAAGAUAGCUUGUGCAGCUGUUGUACAUUUUGCCUAAUAAAUUUUAUAUUUAAUUGUC
Molecule: messenger RNA, 2645 nt
Organism: Oreochromis aureus
Lineage: Eukaryota; Metazoa; Chordata; Actinopteri; Cichliformes; Cichlidae
Gene: hnrnph3
Product: heterogeneous nuclear ribonucleoprotein H3 (2H9)
Exons: 11
Coding region: 572-1780 (402 amino acids)
Biological process (GO): regulation of RNA splicing
Cellular component (GO): nucleoplasm; ribonucleoprotein complex
Molecular function (GO): RNA binding
Source: RefSeq, a predicted model, not a curated record